Messenger RNA from Spirodela intermedia, 2638 nucleotides. The record is from the annotation of a GenBank genome assembly. Lineage: Eukaryota; Viridiplantae; Streptophyta; Magnoliopsida; Alismatales; Araceae.
AUGGCGACGUUCUUCCACGGCGGUGCCCCAGAGAUCCAACCCGAUGGGCUGCAGACGCUUUACCUCAUGAAUCCGGGCUAUGUCGGCUACCCCUCCGACGGAUCUGCCACCAGCAACGUGCUCCUCCUCAACCAGGCCGGCGUCUCCGCCGGUUCACAGUCGGCUCAUCAACAUCAGCUCCUCGGAAUCCCCCUCCAGAACCAGGUCUCCGCCUCCUCAUCCUCCGUGGAUCACAGCCGACCGAUGUCCAUCUCUGUGCCGCACGACAUCUCCGCCGUCCACGGCUCUCUCCCGCGAGUCCACUACAAUCUGUGGAACCCGACGACCAACUCCGGCAUCGACGCAGCGGCGCAGCAAAUACGGCGGCCUUCCAUGGCUCCGCUGGCCCAACAGGGCCUCUCUCUCAGCCUCUCACCACAACAGGCAAGCUAUGGGCAGUACCGGCAGGAUCGCGAGAUGUUGGUGUCGCCGUCGUCAACCUCGGAGGUGAUCAACGGGAUGCCGGGUCUCCAAGGCAUGUUGAUGGGCUCCAAGUACCUGAAGGCGGCACAGCAGCUGCUAGAUGAGGUAGUCAACGUCGGCAAAGGAGUCAAAGAUGAUUCGCCGAAGGCUUCCAAGAACCAGAUGAAGGCCAAUAGAGACGCCGACGAGGGGGCCGGGGAAGAGGUUGGCUUGAAGCGCGCAGCUGAGCUAACGACCGUGGAGAGACAGGAACUUCAGAUGAAGAAGGCGAAGCUGGCUGGCAUGCUCGACGAGGUAAGGCUGCCGAUGUUAGACAUAGUUCUUCUAUAAGAUUCGAAGAACCCGGGUUUUCGAUCGGCCGUUGACUCUGAUCGCACCCAGAAAAGUAUCACCAUUGGGAACAUGAACUGAUCACUCUGUUUCUUAUAUGGUCUACUCAUGGUGGAUGCAGGUGGAGCAGAGGUACAGACAGUAUCAUCAACAGAUGCAGAUCGUGGUCUCCUCCUUCGAAGCAAUGGCCGGAUUCGGAUCGGCGCGAACGUAUACAUCCCUGGCCCUGCAAACCAUAUCGAAGCAAUUUCGGUGCCUCAAAGACGCCAUCACGGGGCAGAUAAGGGCGACGAGCAGGAGUCUGGGAGAGGAGGACGGCCAGAUUGGAGGGGGAAAGAGCGAGGGAGGCUCCAGGCUUCGGUUCGUUGACCAUCACCUCAGACAGCAGAGGGCUCUCCAGCAGCUGGGCAUGAUGCAACACAACGCCUGGAGGCCACAAAGAGGACUCCCCGAGCGGGCCGUGUCGGUUCUCCGGGCUUGGCUAUUCGAGCACUUCCUACACCCGUGAGCAUCGAUUCGAUCCAAUUCAAUUCAAUUCAAUCCAGUCCAAUUCAAUUCGAUCUGUUCAUGGAUUUAAACCAUGUUUUUCUUGGGAAAUCGGGAGUGAUUCCAUCUCUGGGUUUGAUUAUUUCUUCUCACGAUAGGUUGGUCUCUAGUUUGACCCUGUUUCGUGGAUUGCAGAUACCCGAAGGACACAGACAAACUCAUGCUCGCAAAGCAAACAGGCCUCACCAGGAGCCAGGUACUGUGUUCCAUGUGAACGGCCUAUAUUUAUUGUCGAUUUAACUUUGGAUUGAACAGCUUGAAGCGCACCCCUUUUCUUGUAAAGUCAACGACACGUUGUCUGGAUGCAUUUAUCUGCCCAAUUUAUUGUCGAUUGAUUUUAAAUUAGACGAUUGGUUGUUCAGCGGACUAUCAUUACCUAUAGUUAUGUUAGGAUUUUUGUCUAAUCUUACGGAUUCACAUGCACCCAAUUCUAAAAAUAUUAAUAAAACCUAGAGGCCAUUUCAGAACGAGUUAAAUUAUCCUUAAUUAUUUGUGUCGAUUGCAGGUAUCAAACUGGUUUAUUAACGCACGCGUUCGGCUCUGGAAGCCCAUGGUGGAGGAGAUGUACAUGGAGGAGACCAAGGACCAAGAACACCAGCAUAAUAACGGCGACGACAGACCGAGCAAGCGGGAGCUGAACGAGGAUUCCGGCGGUCCGAUGGAGGGCAGCCCUUCCGGAACGCAGAAGCAGGCGGAUAGUCUCCUAACCAGGGAAGACGACUCCACCAACCCGAAGCUGAACCCGUCCAUGAUCCCCACAUCAGACCUCGCGGGCAUCAUCCGAAUGAAGGAGACUGCACCCUAUGGCGACGACAGCUCCCUCACGCUGGAGAAGUUUAAGAAGGCGAGGGCUGAGGAGGCCUCCCUCCAUAUGAACGGCCUUCCCCAUGCCAUGCAUAUGGGCAUGGACUUCAAGCCCAUUGCAACCAACCGAGACUUCUUCACCGUCAACCGACGAAGUGUGGAGGACGGUGGGUACUCCUUUGGGGCCUUCCCAAUGGGGGAUCUGGGGAGGUUCGAUCCAGAGCAAUUCGCACCAAGGUUCUCCGGGAAUGGAGUCUCUCUCACUCUAGGGCUCCCGCACUGCGAGAGCCUCUCGCUCUCUGGUACUCAGCCGUCCUUUCUAUCCGCAGAAAGCAUACCCCUCGGGAGGAGGCUCGAGAUCGGAGGCGAAACUGGUGACUUCUGCAAUCUGAGAAACAACGCACCUGGUACUCAUCCUUCCAACGCCUUCGAGAACAUCAACAUGCAGAACAGGAAGGGGUUCGCUGCUCCGCUUCUGCCAGACUUCGUCACAUGA